Astyanax mexicanus (Mexican tetra) is the source of this 3379-nucleotide messenger RNA. It is a transcript of the gene pou4f1, whose product is annotated as POU class 4 homeobox 1. Bases 231 to 1373 code for a protein of 380 amino acids. The transcript is spliced from 2 exons. Gene Ontology annotation, molecular function: RNA polymerase II cis-regulatory region sequence-specific DNA binding; DNA-binding transcription factor activity, RNA polymerase II-specific. NCBI's taxonomy places the organism in Eukaryota, Metazoa, Chordata, Actinopteri, Characiformes, Acestrorhamphidae. The record is from RefSeq and is a predicted model, not a curated record. Gene Ontology annotation, biological process: regulation of transcription by RNA polymerase II.
AGUGUCUCGCGCGCUCAGCGCAGCAGCAGCAGCAGCACUGGGACUGGUCCGCGCGCGCCGCUGCAGCUCCACUUCACACAGCGCGCGCUCCGUUUCUUCUCCUCGCGCUCUUUUUUUCCUCGCGCUCUUCUACUGCUGCACUUUAUUCCUCAUCCUCGAGCGGGACACACGCGCUCACACACACCACACAUACACACACACACACACAUUUACACAUACACACUGCAAACAUGAUGUCCAUGAACAGUAAGCAGCACUUCAUGCACGCGAGCCUGCCCGAGCACAAGUACACCACCCUGCACUCGAGCUCGGAGGCCAUCCGGAGAGCGUGCCUGCAGACUCCACAGUUGCAGAGUAACAUCUUCGCCAGUCUAGAUGAGACGUUACUGGCCCGUGCCGAGGCCCUGGCCGCAGUGGACAUUGCUGUGUCGCAGGGCAAGUCCCAUGGCCCCUUCAAGCCGGACGCCACAUACCACACCAUGAACAGCGUGCCAUGCUCGUCUGCGUCCACCGUGCCUCUCGGGCACCAUCAUCACCACCACCACCAUCACCACCAUCUUCCUCACGCGCAGAGCUUAGACCCACCGGACCUCAUGGAGCACAUUGGUUCCCCAGGUUUGACCCUGAUGCCCAGUGGGCACGAAGGAGCAGGUAGUGGCGGGGGAGGCGGUGGCGGGGGUGGAGGAGGUGCCAGUUUGAUUUCUACUCCGGCUCACCCGCACUCCCACAUGCACGGCCUGAGCCACCUCUCGCACCAGGCCGCCAUGGGCAUGACCUCACCUCUUGGGCAUCAUGGCCUUCUGCCUGGGCAUCACCCUGUGGGCUCGGCGGGCACCGGAGUGCCACAGGGUGGCCCUGGACUUCCUGGCAGUGGCCUUCCUACCAUAACCGACUCAGACACUGACCCCAGAGAACUGGAGGCCUUUGCAGAACGCUUCAAACAGCGGCGGAUCAAGCUAGGGGUAACUCAGGCUGAUGUGGGAGGUGCCCUCGCCAACCUCAAGAUACCAGGCGUGGGCUCACUGAGCCAGAGUACCAUCUGCAGGUUUGAGUCCCUCACUCUAUCCCACAACAACAUGAUCGCCCUCAAGCCCAUCCUGCAGGCCUGGCUGGAGGAGGCGGAGGGAGCACAGCGAGAAAAAAUGAGCAAACCUGAGAUUUUCAAUGGUGGGGAGAAAAAACGGAAGAGGACGUCCAUAGCAGCUCCUGAGAAACGGUCACUGGAGGCGUACUUUGCAGUCCAGCCAAGGCCGUCAUCCGAGAAAAUAGCGGCCAUUGCAGAAAAGCUAGACUUGAAAAAGAAUGUGGUGAGGGUUUGGUUUUGCAACCAAAGACAGAAACAAAAGAGGCUGAAAUUUUCAGCUGCUCACUGAUGAACUGAACAAAACACACACACACACACACACACAUAAACACACACACUGACAUUCACUCACAUUAACACACAUAAAUAAACACAGAGUGAAGUGAUGCUUUGAACUGAGUUGAUUUAAAUGAGUACUCCAUUACCACUUGAAUUAAAUACACUCUUUGCCUUAAUAUAUCAGUUCAUUGCACCUUUAUUAUUAGUUACAAUAUGUUUUUACUGUUAUUAUUAAUAUGUCAUUAUUAUAAUAUAUUAUUUGAAGUUCGUUGAAAUCCACUCUUCAGUGUAGCUGGCAUUUUUACUUCCACUACACAUCUGCUCACCUUUGCAUACAGGAGCUGUUCUUUUCACAUGGAUGAAACACGUGGAUGUACACAUUUGAAUUAUGUCAGUUCAAUGACUUCACUUUAUGUCAGUGUAAACACAUGAACACACACAAAACAAAAACACACAUCCUUCCUUCCUGCCUGCCUGAGUUUGAUUGGGGACCAAAAGGAGGACGCAGGGCGUUUUGAACUGGACGAUUUUUUUUGUCCUUCACGUCCCCUCUUGCUGGUGAAUGUGACGUAUGCAAAUCCACCGCAGGUAAACUCACUACAGGUGAUGCGAGGAGGAGGAGAACUUUAACUGAACGAACUUAAAACAGACAGAAAGAAAAACAUACAAAAAACUGUCCUUCACAUCUCAGCAAUGCCUUUUAUUCCAAACCCAAUCGAACAGAUGCAGGGUUGGGUUGAAAUUAUUUAUUUAUUUAAUUUUAUUUAUUUAUUUAUUUAUGUAUUUAAUUUUCUCCCCGACGACAUUUUUUUUGUGUUUUCCUUUUGAAGUGAUGAAAUAGCCAUUGAAGGAUUACCUCAUGCUUUAAAACUCUCCUGUCUUGUUCUCCCUCGUCAUUAAUCGACCUAUGGCAUUCGAUUGAUUCAUUUGUGUAUUUGUUUCGUCUGUAAUGGGGAUUUCAUUGAUCUGUCACGCGCAGAUCGCAUCCAUCAGCGUCUGAACUGACCAAAUGUUCUCAUGCAGUGUUUUAAACGUUUUUAUCAGCGAGCGAGAGCGAGAACGACAGAGAGAGAGAGAGAGAGAGAGAACGAAAGAGAGAGAGAAUGUGAAAUUUUGAGAGAGAACGAGAGAGAGAAUGCGUUUGUUUUCAGUCAGAAUUUUAAAGGUGGCAGCCACCUCCUGUAUUUGAUUAAAUGAUUUAAAAUUGCACUGAAAUCUAUUAUUUAAUAUUGUUAUUAUAUUUUAUUUUAUUUAUUUGUUUGUCUGUUACAAUUAUACCAUACAAAUAAUCUAAUUUUUUCAAAGUCUGUUAUUAUUAUUAUUAUUAUUAUUAUUAUUAUUAUUAUUAUUAUUAUUAUUAUUAUUAUCAUUUAGGUUGUUUAGAUAUAUUGAAAUGCUUUUGUAUGUAUAUAUCAGUACGAAUGACAUUUUUGCUCUCACCGUGCAUAAAUCGAUUUAAUCCCAGUUAUUUUGCAAAUCAGGAUUGAAUGUGUUAUUGGGUUUAUAUACAAGAGUUUUAGCGCGCAUGCGUCGAUCAUCAAACGUCUGAAAGGAGAAAUGGAGCGGAGAGAUUUAUACGGAGAUUUACGUCUUUUCUGUACUUUUUGGUUUGCAGUGCAAACACUAUGCAUUCAAUGAGGAGCACUACUAAACCCCACUAUCACACAAUCACACACGCGCACACAAACUCACUCACUCACGCACGCACACACUCACUCACCCACUGCGCUGUUUGUCGUGUUACUGUUCGGAAAAAAACAACGAAAAAAAUCCUACAAAAACGAUGUUGUGUAAGUAGUCAUUUAUUUUGUGCACACGUAUGUUUACAUGCAGCCGCCGCGUGCAUCGUGUGACGUCACUCGUACCUGUGCACCUGUCCGGCUCGGAGUCUGUCUCACCUGCGCGCAUGCGCACUUCCUCCCUGUGUGUGUCCCUCUGUCCAUCUUCCUUCUCUGUUCUGUAAGCCAAACCCAGCGGACACAGCCUGGGGUCUUCUAAUAAAGCAGAAAAAACACA